Molecule: messenger RNA, 1018 nt
Organism: Eublepharis macularius
Lineage: Eukaryota; Metazoa; Chordata; Lepidosauria; Squamata; Eublepharidae
Gene: GABARAP
Product: GABA type A receptor-associated protein
Exons: 4
Coding region: 140-496 (118 amino acids)
Biological process (GO): autophagosome assembly; macroautophagy; cellular response to nitrogen starvation
Cellular component (GO): autophagosome; cytosol; autophagosome membrane
Molecular function (GO): ubiquitin protein ligase binding; GABA receptor binding
Source: RefSeq, a predicted model, not a curated record
CGGGGCCGUGAAUCGGGAAGCGCGGCGGCAUAUCACUGCGCGCGGGGGAGUGUGCUGUGAGGCGGCCCGGCCUGGUCCGUCGACUCCCGCUCUCGUUCCCCUUCGCCGUCGUUCUCCUCCUGCCGCCGCCGCCGCCGCCAUGAAGUUCGUCUACAAGGAGGAGCACCCCUUCGAGAAGCGCCGCUCCGAGGGCGAGAAGAUCCGCAAGAAGUACCCGGAUCGAGUCCCGGUCAUUGUCGAAAAGGCGCCCAAGGCCCGGAUAGGUGACCUGGACAAGAAGAAGUAUCUCGUCCCUUCAGACCUCACAGUUGGGCAGUUUUACUUCCUGAUUCGGAAAAGGAUCCACCUUAGAGCCGAGGACGCACUCUUCUUUUUCGUGAACAAUGUCAUCCCCCCAACCAGUGCCACCAUGGGACAGCUUUACCAGGAACAUCACGAGGAGGAUUUCUUCCUUUACAUUGCCUACAGUGAUGAAAGCGUCUACGGCAGCAUGUAAGGCCUGCCUCCACCUGCCUCCACCACCACCACCGGGGCGGCACGUGCUCCUGAAGGGACCUGCACUUUUUGUUGUUUGUUGUUGAUUUUAUGUUCAAGAGCCUUUUGUCCCAGGACUGGGGAGGAUUGUGGGGUUUUUUUUCUUCUUUCUGGAGUGCCGCACUCCCAUCCCUUUAACGCCCCCCCCCUUCUGUUAUGAUUACUCUUUCCCUUAACCCCCCUGCUCUGCCCUGGGCUUUCUGUUGAAGUGGUUGUGAGAUUGCGGCUACAUGAAAAUACCUCUUCUCCUGCAUUCUUUUUGGUCUCCCCACCCCAUUUUUCACUUUUUUUUUCUUGGAAGGGGUUAGGGGUCUUAAAUUCUCAACAACAAAAAAAUGUCCUCCCCUGUUUCAGAUUCUCAGCUCCACUACCAGGCCCUGAAUUUGCUCUUAUCCGAGGGUUCUGCUCUGCCUGGCACCUUCUGUAACCAGAGCAGGGGAUGGCGAAUGCUAAUAAUAAUUAAAAAAAAAAACUUAAGAAGAAA